Messenger RNA from Anolis sagrei ordinatus, 4780 nucleotides. RefSeq names its product glutamate ionotropic receptor delta type subunit 1 (gene GRID1). Gene Ontology annotation, cellular component: postsynaptic density membrane; plasma membrane. NCBI's taxonomy places the organism in Eukaryota, Metazoa, Chordata, Lepidosauria, Squamata, Anolidae. Gene Ontology annotation, molecular function: transmitter-gated monoatomic ion channel activity involved in regulation of postsynaptic membrane potential; glutamate receptor activity. Gene Ontology annotation, biological process: monoatomic ion transport; modulation of chemical synaptic transmission; synaptic transmission, glutamatergic. The record is from RefSeq and is a predicted model, not a curated record.
AAGGGGAGGGGGGCUGCCUCCGCAGUUUGCUGUUCGCUGGGGCCCAGGGACACACAGACAGGCGCGCGCGCGCCCACCGUACACACACACACACACACAGAGAGGGGAGAGCAGGCACGCGCACCAUCUCUCUCCCGCGCGCGCACUCUCUCGCGCACACACAAGAAGUCUGGAGCUCUUGCUGCCUGCUCGCUGGUUGCUGCUUCCUCUAUCUCGCUUGCUGCUGUCGCUGUCGCCAAACCGGGAUCUAUACCUCCUCUGCUUCUCUUUCCUCUCUUUCUCAAAGACCCUUUGCUUUUUGGGAAGGCGCUGGCAUUGGCACUUGCUCCGUCUCCGGUCCUGCUUUGGCUCACUUUCUCCCCAAGCGUGGGAAUUCUACUCAAGGCUUGGUUUUUCUGAUUUAUUUUCUUUUUUGGGAAAGAGCCUGGGCAUCGCUGCGUGGGUCUUUCCUCCUUGUCCAGCCCUUCCAUCCUCGGUGGCUUUUUCCCCAGCCCUCCCAAAGAAAAAAUCCCCCCAAAAUCCGGGCUGAUGCGCUGCGCGAGAGGCUGGAAAUGGAAGUGUUGACGCUUUGGCUUCUCCCUUGGAUAUUAUUUCCGUGCGUUUCGGUGCGAGCGGACUCCAUCAUCCACAUUGGGGCCAUCUUCGAAGGCAACGCGGCCAAGGACGACGAGAUCUUCAAGCAGGCGGUGGCGGACCUGAGCCUCAACGAUGACAUCCUCCAGAGCGAGAAGAUCACCUACACCAUCAAGCUCAUAGAGGCCAACAACCCCUUCCACGCCGUGCAGGAAGCCUGUGAUCUGAUGACCCUGGGGAUAUUAGCCUUAGUGACCUCCACUGGUUGUGCCUCUGCCAACGCCCUGCAAUCCUUGACAGAUGCCAUGCACAUCCCCCACCUCUUUGUACAGCGCAACACGGGCGGUUCCCCACGGACAGCUUGCCACCUAAACCCUAGCCUGGAAGAGGAGGAAUACACGUUAGCAGCCAGGCCGCCUGUUCGCCUCAAUGAUGUGAUGCUGAAGCUAGUAACUGAACUGCGCUGGCAAAAAUUUAUAGUAUUCUAUGACAGCGAUUACGAUAUUCGUGGUCUGCAAGGAUUUCUGGAUCAGGCUUCGAAACUAGGACUUGAUGUAUCAUUACAAAAAGUGGACAGAAACAUCAGCAGGGUUUUUGCCAGCCUUUUUACUACUAUGAAAACAGAAGAGUUGAAUCGCUAUCGAGAUACCUUACGAAGAGCUAUCUUACUUCUGAGUCCAAGGGGAGCACAAACCUUUAUCAAUGAGGCUGUGGAAACCAACCUAGCUUCAAAGGAUAGUCACUGGGUCUAUGUAAAUGAGGAAAUCAGCGACAAUGAAAUUUUAGAACUGGUACACAGUGCUCUUGGGAGAAUGACAGUCAUAAGACAGAUUUUUCCUCUGUCAAGAGAGAACAAUCAAAGAUGCAUGAAGAACAACCACCGAAUAUCAUCACUCCUCUGUGACCCACAAGAAGGUUAUCUCCAGAUGCUUCAGGUCUCAAGCCUCUAUCUCUAUGACAGUGUGCUCAUGUUGGCCAAUGCCUUUCACAGAAAGUUGGAGGACAGGAAAUGGCACAGCAUGGCAAGCUUGAACUGCAUGAGGAAAUCUACCAAACCUUGGAAUGGAGGCCGCUCAAUGCUGGAAAGUAUUAAGAAGGGUCAUAUCACAGGACUCACUGGUGCCAUGGAAUUCAGAGAAGAUGGAGCCAAUCCUUAUGUCCAAUUUGAAAUUCUUGGAACCAGCUACAGUGAAACAUUCGGCAAAGAUGUGCGGAGGUUGGCAACAUGGGACUCUGAGAAAGGACUGAAUGGAAGCCUGCAGGAACGGCGCUUGGGUAGUGACCUACAAGGAUUAACACUGAAAGUGGUGACUGUCUUGGAAGAACCUUUUGUCAUGGUGGCUGAGAAUAUACUUGGGCAACCCAAGCGCUAUAAAGGCUUUUCCAUUGAUGUCCUGGAUGCACUUUCGAAGAAUUUGGGCUUCAAGUAUGAGAUCUACCAAUCUCCGGAUGGCAAGUACGGGCAACAGCUGCACAACAGCUCCUGGAAUGGUAUGAUUGGAGAACUAAUUAACAAGAGAGCAGACCUGGCGAUCUCUGCCAUCACCAUAACUCCAGAACGGGAGAGUGUCGUAGACUUCAGCAAGCGCUAUAUGGAUUAUUCUGUUGGCAUCCUAAUCAGGAAGCCAGAGGAGAAGAUCAACAUCUUUUCUCUCUUUGCUCCUUUCGAUUUUGCGGUGUGGGCUUGCAUUGCAGCUGCUAUUCCUGUUGUUGGUGUCCUAAUCUUUGUCUUAAACCGAAUACAAGCAGUACGAGCUCAAAAUUCUUCCCAUUCCAGUGCCUCCACAUUCUCCACACUACACAGUGCCAUUUGGAUGGUUUAUGGAGCUUUUGUUCAGCAAGGUGGUGAAUCUACAGUCAAUUCUGUGGCAAUGAGAAUUGUGAUGGGAAGUUGGUGGCUGUUCACUCUUAUUGUAUGCUCAUCUUAUACUGCCAACCUCGCAGCAUUUCUCACCGUAAAUAGGAUGGACAAUCCCAUAAGAACUUUUCAGGAUCUUUCCAAACAAAUGGAUGUAUCUUAUGGCACCGUCAGGGAUUCUGCUGUUUAUGAAUACUUUAAAGCCAAAGGAACAAAUCCUUUAGAACAAGACAGCACCUUUGCUGAAUUGUGGAAGACAAUCAGUAAGAAUAAUGGAGCUGAUAACUGUGUGGCAAACCCUUCUGAAGGCAUCAGGAAGGCAAAGAAGGGGAACUAUGCAUUCUUAUGGGAUGUUGCAGUAGUGGAAUAUGCAGCAUUGACAGAUGAUGAAUGUUCUGUGACAGUCAUCGGAAACAGCAUCAGUAGCAAAGGAUAUGGGAUAGCACUCCAGCAUGGCAGUCCAUACAGGGAUCUCUUCUCCCAAAGGAUCUUAGAACUACAAGAAGCAGGAUACUUGGAUGUAUUUAAAGAAAAAUGGUGGCCUCGGAUGGGACGAUGCGACUUGAACAGCCAUACCAAUGCACAGACAGAUGGGAAAGCUUUGAAGCUUCACAGUUUUGCAGGGGUCUUCUGCAUUUUGGCAGUAGGCCUGCUCCUGGCCUGUUUGGUGGCAGCCCUGGAGUUGUGGUGGAGCAGCAACCGUUGUCAUCAAGAAACACCAAAAGAGAUACAGCCUGGGCAGCAGCAGCACUGCAAAUAUCCCCACAUUGCCCCACCAUUGUGCCUCAACUUUGCCAUGGAGAGACCAUCUUUAGGGGAUAAAGAAGUGAACCUGGAGCAGGUCCACAGGCGUAUGAACAGUUUAAUGGAUGAAGACUUAGCUCACAAGCAACUCUCUCCAGCCUCCAUUGAAAUCUCAGCCUUGGAGAUUGGUGGCAUGCCGCCCAGUCAGACCCUAGAACCCGUCCGUGAAUAUCAGAACACACAACUUUCUGUCACCUCAUUUUUACCAGAACAGACAACUCACGGGGCCAGUAGGACACUCACAGGUGCCUCUGGUAGCAACCUGCCACUGCCUCUUAGCAGUUCAGCCACCAUGCCCUCUAUACAGUGUAAACACAGAUCACCAAAUGGAGGACUAUUUCGUCAGAGCCCGGUGAAAACCCCCAUCCCAAUGUCAUUUCAGUCUGUGCCAGGUGGGGUCAUUCCAGAAGUCAUGGAGCCAUCCCAUGGAACAUCCAUAUAAUGAAAUCAACCAGCAAAGAUUUUUAAUACAAUUAAAAAAAACUCUUACAUUUUUCUUGUACAUACCUGUAAAUAAUGAAAGAAUGAAGUGGGGUAAAAAGUGUAUUUUGAAUAUUCCCAAUUUUCAAAGUCAGUAAAAAACAAACAAACAAAAAAAUACAAAAAAAGAAAAGACAAAAUGUAUGAAUGACUUUGUAAAUUUUGUUCUCUAUGAAUAAAAAAGGCAAAAUACUUGUGACCAUUCUCAAGUGCCAAAGAAGACCUGUUACUGGGACUGAGGGCAGUAAACAAUGUAUCUGGAUUUUAACUAGUAUGCCGCGUUUUUGGGUUCUAAUUUUCUACAUUGGAAGCAGAGAAAAAUGUUUAUUUCCUGGUGAAAAACAAAAAAACACUCCAUUCUGUUCACUUCUGUGGCCUGGAUUCUGUAAUGUGCUCAUAGUUACAGUUUUCCCAGAAAUUUUAACAGAAGGUAGCCUCAGAAAAAGCUUGAAAUGCCACUAAAUUUGAGCAUAUAAUAAGUUAAGAAUACAGGACUACUUUUGUUGCUGCAGAAAGGAAUAUUCACCCUACAUUGUGUUGUGAGUACAUCCUGUUUUGACCAAUUUCUUGUAUUGUUUCCUUCUUCAUGUUGAGGCCCGAAUCUACAGAUCUGAUCCCACAAGCACAGGGUGACAUGCUGACCCCAUUUCAAAAUGCAUAUAUACCAAUCAGGUACUUGGGAGACACAAGCAAAAUCUGGAACUCAGCUCCCCUUCAUGAAAAGCUGAUGAGCUCUAUCGCCAGUUCCAUAUACUGGACACCGUGUAUACGCCCGCUGGAGCUGCCUCAGAGCGUGGGGAGAAGUACGCACCAAGUAUCUGUUUCAACACAUAUUCCCUCAAACAACUAAGGUGGAAGGUCUUUGAAAGCAGACUGGAGUGGGUUGCUACAUGAAAGUAUAUGAAGUGGCUGCAAGUUGUAGGCAACACAUUUAAGCAAAAUGUGGGUUUCCCUCCACGUUUUUGUUUUUAGAAAGGCUUAUCUGUGUGUCUCUGUUGCAUAUGAAAAAUCCCAAGACAUGAGAUAGGUCUGAAGCUAACUGAAUAAAAGACCAAUGAAGCUUCA